Nannochloropsis gaditana CCMP526 is the source of this 387-nucleotide messenger RNA. RefSeq lists its product as uncharacterized. Gene Ontology annotation, molecular function: protein binding. The record is from RefSeq and is a predicted model, not a curated record. The annotation marks the transcript as partial. The transcript is spliced from 2 exons.
AUGUUUGAGAUUAGACUGAACAAGAUCUUAUCAACAAAAGGUUACCUCGAUCCAGGUGACGGUGGGAAACGCAAGAAGUUCUCAAAAAUCAAGAGCAACAAGCUGUCCCUAGCCAUGGGGUGCGUGCGCGUCAAACUCACCUAUGAGGGUCGCACCUUCAGACGCACCGUGGACCCUCGGUCCUUUACGUGGGCGCAAUUUCUGGCCUGGGGCCUCGUGUGCUUCCCGUCCCUCGCGGAGCCCGCCUCCCUCCACUUGACGUACGAUGACGAGGAUGGGGACCACCCCUCCUUGAGGGGGGAGGAGGAUUGGCGCGAAGCCCUGUGUGCGUGCGAGCGGCUCGACCGUCCCUUGCGCGUGACGAUGACGAGGGAGGAAGGGGGGGAG